AUGGAUGAUUAUUAUGCUAUACUAGGAGUACAACGGUCAGAUAAUGUGGAUACCAUAAAAAAGGCUUAUCGGAAACUUGCAUUGACUUGCCAUCCUGACAAAGGUUACAGUACUGAAAAGUUCCAAUUGGUGAACAAAGCAUGGGAUGUGUUAAGCGAUCCAGUGAAGCGUGCGAACUACGACAAGCAGUAUUUUGCUGAUGUUGAUGUCGUUGCACAGGAAAUAUUCCCAUUUUCUGAGUUUGAUUAUCGAUCAGACGAUGCGUGUUACACGCAUUACUGCCGAUGUGGAGGAAAGUUCGAGAUUUAUGAGGAGGAGGUAGCAGAGAAAAUUGAGUAUGUGCAGUGUUCAGAGUGUUCUCUUGUUUGUCAAAUCGUGUACUCUUCGUAG
Blastocystis hominis is the source of this 390-nucleotide messenger RNA. RefSeq lists its product as hypothetical. The transcript has 4 exons. Gene Ontology annotation, biological process: positive regulation of ATP-dependent activity. The record is from RefSeq and is a predicted model, not a curated record. Lineage: Eukaryota; Bigyra; Opalinata; Blastocystidae. Gene Ontology annotation, molecular function: ferrous iron binding; ATPase activator activity. Bases 1 to 390 code for a protein of 129 amino acids.